Molecule: messenger RNA, 1059 nt
Organism: Pocillopora damicornis (cauliflower coral)
Lineage: Eukaryota; Metazoa; Cnidaria; Anthozoa; Scleractinia; Pocilloporidae
Product: receptor-type tyrosine-protein phosphatase F
Biological process (GO): protein dephosphorylation
Molecular function (GO): protein binding; protein tyrosine phosphatase activity
Source: RefSeq, a predicted model, not a curated record
UCACAACCUCCAUCUAACUUCAUGGUCAGUGCAACCUCUUCCACCAGUGUCAGAGCAUCCUGGCAGUUACCAGCAGAAAAGUCUAGAAAUGGAAUAAUCAAAGGUUUUAAAUUGUUUUACAACAAGAGAAGCUCUUCAGUGCCAGGAACCGUCAUUUCAAUCAAUAGUGAAUCAACUUUAAACAUAGAGGUCAUUGGUCUUGAUAAGUACACAGAAUAUGAAUUUCAAGUGUUGGCCUUUACUUCUUCUGGUGAUGGAACAAACAGCUCUGUGGUUUUUAAGAGAACAAAAGAGGAUGUUCCUUCAAAGCCUCCUAGUGGCUUUAAUCUGACUGCAUCCUCUUCUACUAGUAUUACAGCAUCUUGGCAGUUACCACCAGAAAAGUCCAGAAAUGGAAUAAUCAAAGGAUUUAAAUUGUCCUAUCAAAAGAAAGGUUCCGCAGGGCCAGGAUUGGAGCGGCUCAUAACAGAUAAGACUAAGCGCAUUGAAGAAGUCACUAGGCUUGACAAGUACACAGAAUAUGAAUUUAAAAUACUGGCUUUCACUUCUGUUGGUGAUGGACCAAAGAGUUCCAUUUUAACUGAAAGAACAAAAGAAGAUGGUGAGACGUAGAAAAUUAAUAAUGUUGCCUACAUACUUGCUUGAAUUUCCUCCUAUAUGAACCUUUCUUUCUUUUCAUAAUAUUAAUAGAACAGCUGUUUAAGAAAACAUAGGAGGCUGGUAAGAAUUAUGAUCAGUGCAACGGUCUAUGCACUAGUGUUAACUACAAACCUACAGAUUCACAUAGUUACUUGUUGUAUUCAUCUUCGCAUCCAUCACACGUCAAGAAUUCUAUACCUUGUUGAAAGUUUCUCAGACUUCGUAGUUUAGGUAGUGACAACUCUGAUUCUUACGAAAAAUCAGAAGCAAUGUGCUAAAUUCUCGAUAAACAUGGCUAUCCUGUUUCUGUCGUUCUAGCGGGCGACCACUGUGCUCAACAAAUUGAUCGACAGAUAGCACUACAAAUGGCUGAGAAGUAAAACACUGAUCGCUUUUAUUCACUCUCACAUUUCACCCUCA